Molecule: messenger RNA, 834 nt
Organism: Plodia interpunctella (Indianmeal moth)
Lineage: Eukaryota; Metazoa; Arthropoda; Insecta; Lepidoptera; Pyralidae
Product: protein lethal(2)essential for life-like
Exons: 1
Coding region: 170-706 (178 amino acids)
Biological process (GO): protein refolding; response to heat
Cellular component (GO): cytoplasm; nucleus
Source: RefSeq, a predicted model, not a curated record
UAGCGCCACCAUUAUAAACCAGAUGCGCGCGCCGUUCCAUAUGAGUUUGAAUAAAACAAGUGAAGGAGCAAGACAUUGCAACUCGUCGGAAGAAAACGAUUCGCUGUUUCGCUGCGAAUUUUACAAUCUGAAGAGGAAUUUUGAUUGAAGAAAGGAAAGCCUGCAGAAAAUGUCUCUAAUUCCGUUUUUGUUGGACUACGAGCUCGACCGCCCUCGCCGCGUCUUGGACCAGCAUUUCGGCUUAGGCUUGUCUCCAGAUGACUUGCUGACUAUGGUGGCUCCUGGUUCCCUAGUGAACAGAGAAUAUUACCGGCCAUGGCGUCACCUGGCAGCCGCCGCAAGAGAUGUGGGAUCCAGCAUCAAGGCCGAUAAAGACAAGUUCCAGAUUAACCUCGAUGUUCAGCACUUUUCACCGGAUGAAAUUUCUGUAAAAACUGCAGAUGGUUACAUUGUCGUUGAAGGUAAACAUGAAGAGAAGAAAGAUCAGCAUGGAUACGUUUCUCGUCAGUUUACAAGACGCUACGCAUUGCCGGAGGGAUGUACACCAGAGACUGUGGAGUCGCGGUUGUCAUCUGAUGGUGUGCUCUCUGUGAUUGCUCCGAGGAAGGUACCUCCUGCAGUGGAAGGAGAACGCAAGGUGACCAUCACUCAGACUGGCCCAGUCCGCAAGGAAGUCAAAGACCAGGCGAAUGGUGAUAAAGCAUAAAGUGUAAUUACAAGUUUUAGAAAUUUAAUUUUAUCCGCCUAGUUACCUGCGUUAAAUGAAUGUGAUUCUCAUUCCGUUUUCUUUAAGACUGAUUUAGAUUAAUAAAUUCUCCUAAUUUCAAUUACCUA